This is a messenger RNA of Microtus ochrogaster (prairie vole), 1593 nucleotides long. It is a transcript of the gene Plekhf1, whose product is annotated as pleckstrin homology and FYVE domain containing 1. NCBI's taxonomy places the organism in Eukaryota, Metazoa, Chordata, Mammalia, Rodentia, Cricetidae. The record is from RefSeq and is a predicted model, not a curated record. Gene Ontology annotation, cellular component: early endosome; lysosome. Gene Ontology annotation, biological process: endosome to lysosome transport; positive regulation of intrinsic apoptotic signaling pathway; positive regulation of autophagy. Gene Ontology annotation, molecular function: metal ion binding; phosphatidylinositol binding.
GGGGAGCGGGUCGAGGUGGCCACGGGGAUCGACGUCCCGGGACUCCACUGGAGCAGAGGGUGCUCGCUCCUUGCUGACUUGUGGGGGCUCCUUGGAAAGCGGUUGACAACCGGGACUCGAGGGCCACGGAGUCCCCGAGCUGUGCGCGAGCUCUGAACCGGGGGAGGGUCCUCCACAGAAUCUCUGCCCGCACCUUGUCCUACCGGGAGUCAUUACUUGGCCCGAGACGCCUUGGGGUGGGAAGGACGGUUCUCACUGUCCUCUGAUUUGGCAUCCUGAAGAGUUUGAGUUGGCGACUCUUCAAACAGGAAGUUACUGCGGUGGGACAGGGCCAGGACUUUCUUAGGGAACACCUGAAGUGCAGAAGCCCCGUCGCCAGGCCUCAAGCCUAGCUACUGAAAAGAUGGUGGACCACUUGGCAAACACAGAGAUCAACAGCCAGCGGAUCGCAGCAGUGGAGAGCUGUUUCGGGGCAUCGGGGCAGCCGCUGGCCCUGCCGGGCCGUGUGCUCCUGGGCGAGGGGGUGCUGACCAAGGAGUGCCGCAAGAAGGCCAAGCCACGCAUCUUCUUCCUCUUCAAUGACAUCCUGGUGUAUGGCAGUAUUGUGCUUAGCAAACGCAAGUACCGCAGCCAGCAUAUUAUCCCCCUGGAAGAGGUAACAUUGGAGACGCUGCCAGAGACCCUGCAGGCCAAGAACCGCUGGAUGAUCAAGACAGCCAAGAAGUCCUUUGUGGUGUCGGCGGCCUCCACCACGGAGCGCCAGGAGUGGAUCAGCCACAUCGAAGAGUGUGUACGGAGGCAGCUGUUGGCCACGGGCCGCCAGCCCACCACUGAGCACGCAGCGCCAUGGAUCCCUGACAAGGCCACGGACAUCUGCAUGCGUUGCACACAGACACGCUUCUCGGCACUCACCCGGCGUCACCACUGCCGCAAAUGUGGGUUUGUGGUCUGUGCUGAGUGUUCCAAGGAGCGUUUCCUGCUGCCGCGUCUCUCCCCGAAACCCCUCCGUGUCUGCAGCCUCUGCUACCGAGAGCUAGCUGCGCAGAAGCGGAGCGAGGAGGCCAAGGAGAGGUACGGGGACUCUCCGGGACAGCCAACCCAUCUAGGUGGCGCCGUCUGCGGUGCGUCCAGUGGCGAUGACGAUGACUCCGAUGAGGACAGAGAAGGUGACUGGCCCAGCCAGGUGGAGUUCUACGCUUCUGGUGUCUCCUGGUCAGCCUUCCACAGUUGACCCUCACCUUCAGAGUGUCUGUAUCAAACCAGUCCACUGCCCAGGGCUCCAAGAGUGCAGGUCCUGAACUCUGACUUUUGCUGGGACCCCUGCCCAUGGUAGUGGGCCUGUGACAGGUGGCUGUUCCAGAGCCAUUACCAGUGCCUUUCUGCUAGACAGCAACCUCCUACCGUCUUCUACUUCUGGUCAGAUAAUUGUCUUUCCAUUUCACAAGGCCCAGAACAUGGAGCCCUUGGUGACCAGGCUACAGCUACAGCCCUUGGGGUUAGACCAGGCCAGGUGUCCCAAGCAUUAAAAGACCAGGGUUAGCCGGGCGGUGGUGGCGCACGCCUUUAAUCCCAGCACUUGGGAGGCAGAGGCAG